Messenger RNA from Paramecium pentaurelia, 2295 nucleotides. The record is from the annotation of a GenBank genome assembly. Lineage: Eukaryota; Ciliophora; Oligohymenophorea; Peniculida; Parameciidae.
AUGUAAAUUUUAGAUCAACAAUAGACAAAUUACAAACCUCCAUCAAAACCUCCUAGAAGUUAAAACAUAUCCAAAUAUUUCUAAUUAAUGAAAUUCUCAUCUAAUCAUUAUGAGAUUAAAUUCUUAAAAAACUUACAACUUUAAUUAUACAGCAUAACAUUUGCAAAAGAAUUACCUUAAGAAUAAUAGAAUGAAUUAAUUAUAUAUGCUACAGGCUCUUCUUAGUUUAUAAGAAAAAAUGGAAUUAAUAGAUUUUGGAUUAGUGGGUAUAAUUUAUGGACUUUUGAAUAUGUAGAAAAAUCUUUCUAAGUACCUGGAUGUAAACAACUAUAAAAUAUUAACUUAAUUAUCAAACAUGCUAAAACAUAUAAUCUAACAUAAAAUUUAGAUUAGAUUCCUCCUGAAAGUCUUAAAUAAGCUAUGAAUGCUAUACUAAGUUAAAUAUAUCAAGAAAGAAAUCUAAAAUAGAUAUUUAGAAAAGGUUAAUUCUUUGAUAAAGAUAAGAUUGAAAAAAUUAAUGAUGUUUAGAUUUUAUAAGGAUUUACAAGUGUUCUAUAAAUUGGCUAAACAUCACCAUUAUUAUUAAUAGAUUUUAAAACAAAGAUAUUUAAUAAAUAGACAGUAUUGCAGUUUAUAAAAGAUAAUAAGAAAUCUAAAAAUCCUAUUGAUCUUUAAUAAUUCUUUGAAAAUAAAACAUUUAUGACUAUAUAUUCAAAAAGAAUGUAUAGAAUAAAAUCAAUUGAUUUAAAAUCUAAUCCUACUUUCAAAAUGGAAUCCUCGAACAUUACUUAUGAACAAUAUUAUUAUUAAAGAUAUAAAAUUAAACUGAGUGAUUUAACAUAACCUUUAUUAGUGCAUGAAGAUAGAAAAACAAAAUAAAUUAUAAGACUUAUACCAGAAUUAUUGUACAUGAUUGAAUUGACAAAUACUUAAAAAAACAAUUUUAAAGUUAUGAGUAAUAUAAAAUAAUAGACAACUUUGGAUCCCUUAGAAAGAAGUUCUAAAAUUGAUAAUGAAAGGGCAUUGCUUGAUAAAUAUUUUACAAAUCAUUCAAUUAGUCUAUCAAAUAAUUCAGUUACACCUGCAUAUAAAAUUAUUAAACCAACUUUAUUUCCUGAAGCUAAUAUCAAAUAGACAGAUGGAGCAUGUUUUAAUUUAAGAGGUAAAUUAAUAGAAUAAUCAAAUAUCAAUAAUUGGAUAUUGAUACAUUAUAAUGAAGAAUAACAAAUUGCAAAUCUAUUUACUUAAGAAUUCAUAAAAUCUACUAAAGAAUUGGGUAAUUAAAUUAAUGCACCAAAAAAAAUAGUAAUGAAUAAUUUAGAUCCUGCAUAAUGGUCAUAAACAUUACUAAAUAAUUUUAAUACUAAUGGAAAACCAUAGAUUGUUAUAUCAAUUUUAGACAGACAUGAAGAUUCCAAACUCUAUUUUGAAUUAAAAAGGUUUUUAAUAUCUGGUUAAGGAGUCUUACAUUAAAAUGUUUCAAUCUAAACAGUUGAUUCCAAAAAAUUCUCAAAAAUUGCUUAAUAAAUAGUAAAAUAGGUUCAUAGUAAAAUAGGAAAGUAAUUGUGGAAUAUAUAAAAAAUAACUGAAGUUUCUGAUAAGAUUAUGAUUAUAGGUAUUGAUGUUUAUCAUAAAACACUUAUAAAUAAUAAAUCUUGUGUAGGAUUUAAUGCUUAAUUUGGUUAAUAAAGUGAUAAACAUUUUACAAAAACCCUUAUUGUUGAAAAAGGAAAAGAAUUAAAUAAAGGAGUUGGUUAAUUAUUAAAUUAAAGUUUACAAUAAUAUUAAAAAUCAAAUAAAUAUUAUCCAGAUACAAUUAUCAUAUUUCGAGAUGGAGUAGGUAAUUCAUAAAUUGAUGAUUUAAUUGAAAUAGAACUUAAAUCUAUGAAAUCUGUUAUUUAAUAGACAUAUAAUAUUAAAUUACCUCAAUUUGCAUAUAUUUUAGUAAAUAAAAGGAUAAGUGAUAAAUUUUUCUCACCAAAUAAUGAAAAUAAUGGAAUGAUAUUUCCAGAAAGAAUAACAUCCAAAGAAUUUGACUUUUUUUUAAUAGCUUAAUAAGUUAAUUAAGGUACACCAAUACCAACUCAUUAUACUGUGAUUGAAAAUACAACUAAUUGGAAUGAAGAUACUUUUUGGAGAUUCACUUACUUUUAAUGUUUUAAUUAUAGAAAUUGGUCAGGACCAGUUAAAAUACCUGCUUGUCUAUAAAAUGCUCAUACAGUAGCAUAUAGAGUAGGAGAAGUUAUCUAGAGUGAUGCUCAUGCAGCAUUAGAAAGUUUAUUGUAUUUUUUAUGA